AUGUUGCUUCUAUUGUUGGCAGUUCUUUUCCAUGAUGGUGGCAGUGAGGAUGGCUUUCAGGGACCAACUUCUUUCUACCUCAUCCAGAUCACAUCCUUUGCUAAUAGCACCUGGGCAAACUUUCAAGGCUCCGGCUGGUUAGGUGAUGUGCAGAUUCAUGGUUGGAAUAGUGACUCAGAGACUCCUAUUUUCCUGAAGCCCUGGUCCAAGGGCAACUUCAGUGAUGAGGAAGUAUCUGAAAUGGUGGAAAUAUUUCAACUUUACCAGACUGGAUUUCUUCGAGAAGUACGGGAAUUUGCAGAUCAAUUCCAGAUGGAAUAUCCAUUUGAAGUCCAGGCCACAGGAGGCUGUGAGCUGCGCCCUGAGGGGGGCACUAAAAGUUUCCUGAGGGGAGCCCUAGGAGGAGUUAAUUUUGCUAGUGCUCAGAAUCGUUCAUGUGCACCUGCCCCAGAGGGGGGCUGGAGGGCAAAGAAGUUUUGUGACCUAGCCAAGCAGUACCAAGGGAUCCGUGAAGCCAUUGAGAAACUUCUCCUCAAAGAUUGUCCUCGAUAUCUCUUGGGUGUUCUUGAUGCAGGGAAGGCAGAUCUUCAAAGACAAGAGAAGCCUGUGGCCUGGCUUUCCAGUGGCCCCUCUCCUGGUCCUGGCCAUCUGCUGCUGGUGUGCCAUGUUUCAGGAUUCUACCCGAAGCCCAUGUGGGUGAUGUGGAUGCGGGGGGAGAACGAGCAGCGGGGUACUCAUCGAGGUGACGUCUUACCCAAUGCUGAUGGGACCUGGUACCUCCGAGUUACCCUGGAUGUGGCGACUGGAGAGGCUGCUGGCCUGUCUUGCAGAGUGAAGCACAGCAGUCUAGGUGGCGAGGACAUCGUCCUCUACUGGGGACAUCCUAUCUCGACUGGCUUGAUCUCUUUGGCAAUAAUAGUCCCGGCCUCACUCCUUUUGAUAGGACUUGCAUUACGGUUUAUGAGGCGCUGGUCAUAUAAUGGUAUCCUGUGA
Messenger RNA from Elephantulus edwardii (Cape elephant shrew), 993 nucleotides. Its product is annotated as T-cell surface glycoprotein CD1b-like. Gene Ontology annotation, cellular component: external side of plasma membrane. Gene Ontology annotation, biological process: immune response; positive regulation of T cell mediated cytotoxicity; antigen processing and presentation, endogenous lipid antigen via MHC class Ib. The coding region runs from base 1 to 993 and encodes 330 amino acids. The transcript has 6 exons. Gene Ontology annotation, molecular function: lipopeptide binding; endogenous lipid antigen binding; exogenous lipid antigen binding. The record is from RefSeq and is a predicted model, not a curated record. Lineage: Eukaryota; Metazoa; Chordata; Mammalia; Macroscelidea; Macroscelididae.